GUUUGUACACCUUCGGCAUCAUCAUCAUCAUCAUCAUUGUUUUAACGGGAGCAUAGAGAGUAGCAAGUACCAUCGGCGACAGUUAAGCGACGGGCGUAAGAUACACACAGCGACUUUAUCGAGGUGAUGUGACACAUGGCAGGACACGGCGAUCAUCGAGACUACAGCGGGGGCGGGCGCAACCAGGGCGGAGGAAACCGGAGUUGCGGUGGUGGUAACCGUGACUAUGGCGGAAGUCAACGCGGCUACGGUAGUGACCGUGGUUAUGGAAGUGACCGAAGUCAUGGAGGUGAUUGGAACCUUGGCAGUGACGGACAUUACGCUAAUCAGUGUCAGCAACCGCGGCGGGGUGCUGCUCCAGGACCCACUAGCUCAUCAGCGGGAGGAAGAUUGUCACCCAGCAGAAUGGAUCGAGGGAAAGCGCAAUCACAGUCUGAACCACUGGAAGCGAAAGUAGCGGAAAUCGGCAAAAACGUAGCGGCAGUUUGCCAGUUUGUAGAGAUUGAACAACAGAAGAAAGCAGCCAACGAGCGCAGGAAGCAGGAGAAGAAAGAAGCAGCCGCGCGUGUGGAAGCUGAGAAGGCAGAAGCUGAACAGAGGAGAAUUAAGAAGAAUGAGAAAGCUAGGAAGGCGGCUGAGCGGAAGGAGGAAAUGCAUAAGGCGCUCGACCUCAGGAUGGCGGUCCGAGUGGGUGAACUCCGCGAUGACGUUAGGGAGGAUAAUAUCUGCAAGGACGAGGGUAUUGCCUAUAACGGCAAAUUCGAGUUUAUCUUCGAUAUUGCUGCCCACCGCACUCGCACCCUAUAUGGACCAGACGAAGAAGAGGAGGCUGAGACCUCCGUUGCAGCUGAAGCUGAGGAUACCGCCGAAGAGGAUGAGAAGCAGGAUACCGAAUGAUGUGGUUUCAGUAUUGCUAACCUUUGGGAGAUCGUAUGUUGCCUAACGA
Messenger RNA from Chara braunii, 946 nucleotides. The record is from the annotation of a GenBank genome assembly. NCBI's taxonomy places the organism in Eukaryota, Viridiplantae, Streptophyta, Charophyceae, Charales, Characeae.